Messenger RNA from Siniperca chuatsi (mandarin fish), 665 nucleotides. It is a transcript of the gene mrps18c, whose product is annotated as mitochondrial ribosomal protein S18C. Gene Ontology annotation, molecular function: structural constituent of ribosome; small ribosomal subunit rRNA binding. The transcript has 6 exons. Gene Ontology annotation, biological process: mitochondrial translation. The record is from RefSeq and is a predicted model, not a curated record. NCBI's taxonomy places the organism in Eukaryota, Metazoa, Chordata, Actinopteri, Centrarchiformes, Sinipercidae. The coding region runs from base 91 to 483 and encodes 130 amino acids. Gene Ontology annotation, cellular component: mitochondrial small ribosomal subunit; ribosome.
ACUUUAGAAGUGGUAGGAACGAAUAGUUAGAAAACCGAGUGAAGCAGCGCACUUCCUGUUUGACAACAUCCGGUCGUGUGUCAGGUCAAAAUGCUCGCUCUGAGAGGGUUUCAGAGGCUCAAGCCUGUUUUAUCACCACAUGGAAACACAAGUUUAAGAAGUGUUACGGCCGUUUCAAAUGUAGCCCAACAAAAACACGACACGCUUGUUCAGAUGGAGAACCCGUUCAAAGAGCCACAGAAAGGAUGCGCUCUCUGCAGUAUCACAGUGGACUACAAGAAUAUUCAGCUGCUAUCUCAGUUCAUCUCGCCUCACACAGGCAGGAUCUACGGUCGACACAUCACAGGCUUAUGUGGAAGAAAACAAAGGGAAGUCUCAAAAGCUAUAAAGAAAGCUCACUCGAUGGGUUUCAUGUCGGUGACCCACAAGCAUCCGCAGUUCAUGAAGGAUCCCAACAUCUGUGGAAUCAAACAUCUGGAUUAGCGGAUCAGUGUGUGUGUGUGUGUGUGUGUGUGUGUGUGUGUUGUCUCCUGUGUUGAAUCUGUAAUCAUUUGUUUAUUAAAUUAUACUCCGUUAUGUAUGACAGAUGUCGUCACAUGGCAUACUGAAGCCCAGAGAUGAUUACUGUUGUAGGAAAUAUUAAAGCUAAAUUCUGCCUCACAAAA